Molecule: messenger RNA, 3812 nt
Organism: Biomphalaria glabrata
Lineage: Eukaryota; Metazoa; Mollusca; Gastropoda; Planorbidae
Product: signal transducer and activator of transcription 5B-like
Exons: 22
Coding region: 228-2657 (809 amino acids)
Biological process (GO): cell surface receptor signaling pathway via JAK-STAT; regulation of transcription by RNA polymerase II; defense response
Molecular function (GO): DNA-binding transcription factor activity, RNA polymerase II-specific; RNA polymerase II cis-regulatory region sequence-specific DNA binding
Source: RefSeq, a predicted model, not a curated record
AGCCAUGCUGUUUUGUGUGACAUAACUAGCUUAACUUCAAUUAGGAUUGAAAACAUUAAUUAUAAUAUUUCAUAAAAAUGUUUAACAAGUAUUUAUUUUAUUAAUGUAAUGAAUACUUAUAUUGUAUAUCAUCCAAAUGUAGUUGUGAAAUGUGGAAGUUAAAAAAAAAUAUUUUUUUUUUUGAACUGACUAAAUCAUAAGGAUAUUCAAAUUUUGUUUGCUUUUGAAUGGAUAGUCAAACUAAUUUCAUGAAUGGAGAUGGUGAAAACAAGCCUCAGGUUUUGCCAAAAACUUCAAGGCUACAGACAAUCAUGUCACAGUGGGCCAAAGUGCAGCAGAGUCCAAACAUCUUCAGGCAGAUGCAGCAGUAUUAUCCACCCCAUUUUCCCAUGGAGGUGAGGUACUUUCUGUGUCAGUGGAUUGAGGAGCAGCAAUGGGAUCAGAUAGAUGAAAGCAAUCACCAGUAUGCUGAACUAAUUCUAAAUGACAUGUUGACUUUGUUGCGCCAGAAAGCUGAGGAGCUGACAAGUCAAGAGUUUUUUAUUAUUAGAAUGAAGUUGGAGGAGUCCGUUCAAAAACUGGAUAGCAUUGUUAAAACCAAUCCAAUGGAAAUGGUUCAGGUCAUCAAGAACUGUCUGGCAAUGGAGCAGAAGAUCAUUGAACAGGCUGAGCAAACUACUCAGCAGCAACAGUUAAACCAAGAUUUGCCUGCGUCAGAUCAGCAAGGUACUAAUGAAAAAAUAAUGAAUGCCAUACAUGAAUUGUUGCAAAAAACAAAGGUCACUGAAAAUGACUCCAAAAAUUUACAACAUAAGCAAGAAUCCUUCAUAAUUCGUUUCAGUGAUUGCCAAAGAUUUACAGGUCAGCUUCAACAGUUGAGUCAGAUGCCAAAUUCACAGGAGAAAAUUAACAAAGAGGCUCAACUGAGACAACAGAAGGAACAGAUAGAUUUCCAGUUAGCACAAAUGGCUCAGGAGAUUUUGCAUCUCAGAGUGGCAUUAUCUAAAAAAUAUGAGGUCACUAUAGUCCAUCUACAAGAACUUCAGAAAGAAAUAUUAGAUAAUGAACUUAUUUCAUGGAAGAGGCGUCAACAAUUGGCAGGAAAUGGUCUUGUCAUGGACAGUACUAGCAUUGACACAUUACAGAAUUGGUGUGAAAAUCUUGCUGAUUUAAUAUGGCAGAAUCGCCAACAAAUAAAAAAAUCCACACAACUUCAACAGCAGCUACCUAUCAAAUUUCCAGAUGGAGAAGAGGAUAUUUUACCAAGGCUGAAUGAUACAAUCACUGGUCUUCUUUCAUCUUUAGUUACCAGUACAUUCAUCGUUGAGCAUCAACCACCACAAGUAUUGAAAAAAGAUGCAAGGUUUGGAGCUGUUGUUCGAUUACUUGUCGGGGGAAAGCUUAAUGUCCACAUGAACCCGCCCCAAGUCAAAGCCACAAUUAUAAGUGAAAAUCAAGCCAAAGAUUUGUUGAGGAAUGAUGUGAAGGCUAAAAAUGAUACCAGUGGUGACAUCUUAAACAAUACUGGCAUCAUGGAGUUCCAACCUGGCAAUGGCCAACUAAGUAUCAGUUUUAGAAAUAUGCAAUUAAAGAAAAUUAAAAGAGCAGAUAAAAAAGGAUCUGAGGCUGUGACUGAAGAAAAAUUCUGUAUUUUGUUCCAGUCAGAGUUUAGUGUUGGCGGUAAUGAAUUAGUCUUUCAAGUCUGGACAUUAUCUCUUCCUGUUGUUGUAACAGUCCAUGGGAAUCAGGAAUGUAAUGCCACAGCCACAGUACUCUGGGAUAAUGCUUUUGCUGAGCCUGGUCGCAUCCCAUUCAAUGUCCCAGAUCAAGUGGAUUGGAGUCAUUUGGCUGAUCAGUUGAACAUGAAGUUCAUGUCACACACGGGAAAAGGUCUGAGUGCCACUAAUCUCUCGUACAUAGCAUCUAAACUUUUUGGAAAUAAAGAUUCUUCUAUGGUGUCUUGGACUCAGUUCAAUAAGGAUACACUAAGUGGCAGGUCAUUUACAUUCUGGGAAUGGUUUUAUGCAAUACAGAAAUUAACUAAAGAACAUCUUAAAGAUUUGUGGAAUGAUGAAGCUAUUAUUGGUUUUGUGAGCAAAAAUCAGGCACAGGAUUGGCUCAGCAAUCGACCAAUGGGAACAUUCCUUUUAAGAUUUAGUGAUUCAGAAAUAGGAGGCAUUACAAUAGCCUGGACAGGUGAAAGACAGGAAGUUUGGAAUUUAGCUCCCUUUACUUCAAAGGACUUUCACAUUCGUGGCCUUGCAGAUAGAAUUAAGGACUUGAAUAGUUUAGUUUAUCUUUAUCCAAAUAAACCAAAAGAUUCUGUAUUCUCAAAGUAUUAUACGUCAACUGUGGAACCUGUUAUAAAUGACGGUUAUAUCAGAGCUAAUCUUAAAACUACAUUACCAGACCAUCUUACCACUAGCGGUGAAAUGGAGAGACAGCCUUUCUCUCCAGAGACAGUGUACGACAUGAAUCCCAACUCUGUACAAAACAUGGAUGAACUCCCGAUGACUCCAGACAUGUCUCGCGGGCUGGCUGAAAUGGACCUGAAUCACUUGACAGAAUUUCUGCCUGAUGACAUUGGGAUUCCAGAGAUUGAUGUGCAGCAGUUGUUAGUCAACAGUUAUAUUGAUUCUAGAGUAGUUAUGGAUUAACUUACACAAAUGGUGGGACUCAUUUUGCCUUUUGUACAUACUAGGUUUGUAUGAUAGUUUUAUGUGUGCUUGUAUUUUAACAGAUGAACGUAGGUUUGAUAUGUUAGCAAUAGCUGUUAUAUACCAUAUUAAUGCUGAUGUACAUUGUAUUAGCCUUUAAUGUGUAUAUCAAAUUAAUAUGAAAUCAAAAACAGAAAGUUGAGGGUUUUUUUUAGGGCAUCAUUGCUAACUUUGGAUCAGUCUAGCUCAAUGAAUAUUACUGUGUGUAUAUAUAUAUAUAAAUGUUUAGCAUUGAAUUUAUUGUUUGUGUUGCUGUUCCACUCAACUAAACUGUUGGUCUCUGGAACUAGUUUCAACAUUCCAAUGAAAUAAGUAGAUUUUUUUCCCUGCUUAACUGUGCCGUGCUAGCUUCAAACUUUAAAACCUCUCUGGUUAGCAUAAAACAUUAAUUGUAUGGUAAGGAAUGAGAGAGAAAAAAAAACAGCAUACACCCAUUUUACAAAAUGUUCUCGUUGAGGCUAGGUCUAAGUGAUAGUUGAAAUGUCUACAAAAAAACAAAGAAGACUGAGCAAAAUGUUUCAGUGAUCCAAUUUACAUUCUAAAUUUUAAUAGAAAUUCAAUACAACUUUUUAAAAAAUUAGACACAAGUAUAAUAAUAUUUUUUUUUAAACAUAAAAUUGACAGUAAAAGAAAGCCUCUAGUAUUUAGUGCUGCUGAAACCAAAUUAUUAUUUGACAAUAUUAUUCAAUUUUUAAAUAAAGUAGAUAAAAGUAUGAUAGAGACAAAGAGUUUUUGUCUGGUUUUUUUUUUUUUUUUUCUGGCUUAACAUAGAUGCUUGGAAACUUAUCCUGAAAUGAAAAAUUAGUUCAUAGCAACCAUUUUAUAGUGUAGCUGUGGAAGGCUGUAUUGGACAUCAAUACCAGAAACAAAUAUCUUUAGCCCACAUAACUUUUCUAAACUUAUUUGUUUUUUACUUCAAUGUAAAUAGAAUAGUCUUUGUUCAUAUAGUAGACUAGAGUUUAGACCUGUUUUAUUUUCCAUCAUUUUUUUUUUCCAUAUGUAUGUAUUCACAGAAAGACUUAUAUAUUCUAUAAUCCUCAUGAUGUGUGUUUGUGUGCAGGCCAGUCAAAUGUAUGAGAAUUAAAAAAAAACAAA